Messenger RNA from Dovyalis caffra, 228 nucleotides. NCBI's taxonomy places the organism in Eukaryota, Viridiplantae, Streptophyta, Magnoliopsida, Malpighiales, Salicaceae. The record is from the annotation of a GenBank genome assembly.
AUGGACGACAGAGAGGAGUGGAGUGAAAGAGAUCAGAAAAGGAAGUCUUUGCUUACAUAUGUAGAAAAUGGGAUUUUGAAAAUGAAAGAGAAAGAGAAAGAGAAAGAGAUUUGGAAAUGGCCAAAGGCAAGUAGACACCCCACUCUGAAAACGGAGAUGAUUUUGGAGCUUGUUUGGAGAGAAAGGGCUUUAUUCCGCAGGGGACAUGUGGGUGCUAUAAUUGAAUAG